This is a messenger RNA of Polyodon spathula (Mississippi paddlefish), 869 nucleotides long. RefSeq names its product chymotrypsin-C-like. Bases 13 to 822 code for a protein of 269 amino acids. Gene Ontology annotation, molecular function: serine-type endopeptidase activity. The record is from RefSeq and is a predicted model, not a curated record. Lineage: Eukaryota; Metazoa; Chordata; Actinopteri; Acipenseriformes; Polyodontidae. Gene Ontology annotation, biological process: proteolysis. The transcript is spliced from 8 exons.
GGAAGAAAGAAAAUGAUCCCAGUUGUGCUCGUCGUCUUUCUCUUUGCAAGCGCCUACGGGUGUGGAGUCCCGGCUAUCCAGCCUGUGCUGUCCAGGGUGGUGAAUGGAGUGGAUGCCAUCCCUCACAGCUGGCCAUGGCAGAUCUCCCUACAAUACCUGAGAGACAACGAAUGGAGGCACACUUGUGGAGGCUCUCUGAUCGCCACUAACUGGGUUCUGACUGCUGCUCACUGUAUCAACAAAGAUUUGACCUACAGAGUGGAAGUGGGAAAGAACAACCUGAAGGAAGUGGAGCCUGAAUCAAAGGCCAUCGCAGCAGAGAAGCUCUUUGUUCAUCAGAAAUGGAACCCCAUUUUUGUAGCGCUUGGGAAUGAUAUUGCCCUGGUCAAACUGGCAGAGCAUGUGACUCUGAGUGACAGCAUCAAGCUGGCCUGUAUCCCUGAGCCUGAGGCCAUCCUGCCCAACAAUGAACCCUGCUACAUCACAGGCUGGGGCAGGCUCUACACUAACGGCCCCAUCGCUGACAAUCUCCAGCAGGCUCUGAUGCCCGUGGUUGACCAUGCUACCUGCUCCAAGCCAGACUGGUGGGGUAUCGGUGUCAGGACCACCAUGGUGUGCGCGGGCGGUGACGGCGUUGUGGGAGGGUGCAAUGGUGACUCUGGUGGACCUCUGAACUGCCGGAACAGUCUGGGAAUCUGGGAGGUGCACGGCAUUGCUAGCUUCGUGUCGGGGCUGGGCUGCAACUACAUCAGGAAGCCAACCGUCUUCACCCGCGUGUCUGCUUUCAAUGGCUGGAUCGAUCAGACCAUAAGUGCCAAUUAAAAAGAAUCUAGAAUCCUUGGGUCUGUGUCUGAGCAAUAAAAGUCCUG